AUGGCCCCUGCACUAAGGAUGACACAUGCAAACAAAGUUGAGCUUGAAAUUUUUUUUUAUAGUAGUAUAGUAGUAGAGCUCUUUGUUUUUUGGAGCACUAUGUUUUCUGGAGCUCUAUGA
Ramularia collo-cygni is the source of this 120-nucleotide messenger RNA. RefSeq lists its product as uncharacterized. The transcript is spliced from 3 exons. The coding region runs from base 1 to 120 and encodes 39 amino acids. NCBI's taxonomy places the organism in Eukaryota, Fungi, Ascomycota, Dothideomycetes, Mycosphaerellales, Mycosphaerellaceae. The record is from RefSeq and is a predicted model, not a curated record.